This is a messenger RNA of Acaulospora colombiana, 1053 nucleotides long. The record is from the annotation of a GenBank genome assembly. NCBI's taxonomy places the organism in Eukaryota, Fungi, Glomeromycota, Glomeromycetes, Diversisporales, Acaulosporaceae.
AUGGAAGGUGUGAAUGACGCAAGUGUCGUGUCAAAUGAUUGGAAGAGGUUAAAGGAAAAUCCUUUAGUCCUAGCUUUUUUUAAUAAGCUUGCUGAUCUUGCGGGCAUUGAACAUGGGCUCGCAUAUCCUGACUACAAGUAUAAACCUAAUCGCAAAGAUAAGAAAGGCAGGAGGGAGGAGUCGCUAGUAUCAAGCCCAAGGGAAACUCGGGAAUUAUUUCAUUUAAAUGAUCAAUCAAAUGGAGUUGAUGAAGAAUCCGUCGCAUUAUUAGAGGUUGCUCGAGAUUAUGAAGCUCAGUCUUCUCCAGAAUAUUUCUCAGAUUCAAGUAUUCUAUAUUCUGGUCGUGAUUUAAGCGAUCCGCAAAUGAUCGGUGAAAAUCGUUAUGACCGUUUCAAUACAUAUCAAGAUUCUGUAUUUAUAUUUUCUCCGGAACAUUUAGAAGUAUAUUCUCCGGUUUCAGACAGUCAACAUCCUGGACCAUCUCAAUUGGAUUUAACUAGCCAAUUGCUCAUCCAAUACAUGGAUAAAAGUUGUUAUAACGAUUUUUCCGGCUCAAGUUCAGUAUAUGAUGAUAGGAGCAUGCUUCCCUUAGGUCUUCCUCCCGAACUAUUCAAGUUUGCUCAAUAUUCGAGUUUUUGCGCCCCUAUAGCUCUAGGAGUUAAUCAAUAUCAUGAAAGUUCACUUCCUCCAGGACAUGCUUUAGACAGGCAAUAUCAGUGGAAUUCAAGCGAACAACAGAAUGUCCGGGAUGAAAUGGACUACACUCAGCAAAUUGAUUAUUUUAGUACAAUUCCGAUAAAUGCCACUGAAAGUUUAUCUUUCCCUGAAUCUUCAGAAGAGAGUUCCCCCUCCAUCAUCGCUACCCAGCAAUUGUCUGUUCAAGAUGGAACCGAUUAUUCCCAAUACAGUGGAGAGCCAGUGCAUAUUCCCAUACAAGAAGAUGAAAACUUUACGGAAAUAGAACAAGGAACUUUUCAUUCGUACACUCUUUUCCAUAAUCAAUUUUUACAAAGCUGUCACACGAAUUCUGGAGGUGCACACUACAAUUUAUAG